This is a messenger RNA of Myxocyprinus asiaticus (Chinese sucker), 8516 nucleotides long. RefSeq names its product nipped-B-like protein A. The record is from RefSeq and is a predicted model, not a curated record. Gene Ontology annotation, molecular function: chromatin binding. Gene Ontology annotation, biological process: heart morphogenesis; replication-born double-strand break repair via sister chromatid exchange; brain development. NCBI's taxonomy places the organism in Eukaryota, Metazoa, Chordata, Actinopteri, Cypriniformes, Catostomidae. Bases 750 to 7835 code for a protein of 2361 amino acids. The transcript has 46 exons. Gene Ontology annotation, cellular component: Scc2-Scc4 cohesin loading complex.
AGACUAACAGCAGACCGAAAACCAGACUCAUUCCAACAACAGUCCCCUAAUUUUUUUUUCUUCUUUGAAGUUACCCCAAGCGAAGCUCUGCGGAGACGGACGUCGCAACGGCUCGGCUAGUCCUUCUCCUCCUCCGGGCGCGCGCCCGUGGCGGGAAGCGCGUGACCCGGCGUCGCUCUCGUGCGCUGAGUCCGAGGCUUCUGUGGAGCUCGCGGAGGCCUCGCGACACAAACAAGGGUGUUUUUGUGUGUUUCGUGCGGGGAAACGCCAACUGAAUAUUUACAAACACCCCGUGAACGUUGACACGAUGGAUAGCGUUACGUUUGUGACGUACUGCCGGAAGAAAGUCCAGAAGAGACCAAAAAGUGUUCUUAUUGUUCGCGAGGGGAGAUAUAAGGAUGUGCGUAGCCUAGCUAGCGUUUAGCUUAGCAGCGAUUUUCGUAUUUUAUGGCAAAAUGACAGAGCAAUUCGCUGCCCAUCUAAUAUAAAAUCUUCUAGUUUAUUUGUUUUUGAACGAGUGAUGCAUAUAAGUGGCUCGGAUUCCUACAAGAACAAAACCUCUCAUAUCAGAGCUUUGCUAACUAGCGAACCAGUGUGAGGAGGAAUCUAUUAAAUUUGUUACUAGACGAACGGUAGCGCGUGUCGUCUCUCUUUAACCCAAAUGAUUGAGUGAGAUGUGAGGGAUGAUCAGCAUAUAAAUAUUUUUGUGGAACUCUUUGUGUGUAAGACUUCUGUGCCCAGCCGUCAGUAUGAAUGGGGACAUGCCACAUGUGCCCAUCACAACCCUUGCUGGGAUCGCUGGUCUCACUGACUUGUUGAACCAGCUGCCUCUGCCCUCCCCCUUACCGGGCACCACCACUAAGAGCCUGCUGUAUAGCGGACGUGUAGCUGAGGAAGUGGGCCGUCUGAUGGGCUGCAGGGAUGAAACUCUGGUCUCUCAGAUCGCUAGCGGCCUCAGCCAGGUCUCCUCGGAGCACAUAGAGCUAAAGGACAGUAUGGGCAGUGAUGAGUUGGAGGGAGAUGUACCUGUGCUUCUGCAGCUGUUGCUGUCCAGGAACCCUAGUAUCUUUAGGAAUAAGACAGCGCCCAGCACACCCCAGUAUCCAGCCCAGGCAGGUAUAGGUCAGCAAUCAAUGGCACCGCCAUAUAAAAUUACGCAUGGCUCCAUGCAGGGAAGUCCAGCCCCUGCCAACUACCAGCAGGCCUCCAUGUCCCACAGCCCCUCUGGGCGUUUUGUGGCAGGGCAGUCUGGUUCUGGUGGACGGUUUCUGCCCCAGCAGAACAGCCCAGUGCCCAGCCCGUAUGCCCCCCAGAGUCCUGCUACAGGCUACAGACAGUACCCCCACCCCCCAGCCUAUAGUCAACACCAGCACAUACAGCAAGUAGCAAGUCCAAUGAUUCCAGGAGGCAUGAGAAAUGUUCAUGAGAAUAAGGAUCAGAUGAGGACCUUCACGGGUGUGUCUCACAUCUUGCAGUCAUCUCCACCAUACACACCUCCUCGCGACGGGGCUCCAGAUGUGCUCCUCAACUCCCCGGACAAGCAACGUGGCCUGAAGCCUGGCGAGGGAGAGCGGGACCCGGCCGAUAAGGCUGCAGUGUAUGAUAUCGUAGGCUCACCGGCAAAAGAUCACACUAAGCUGAUCCUGCGUCCAUCAAGGGUGAGGCCGGCGGAAGUGGAGCUUGGGGGAAUGUACCCGGGCUCGGACCCUGAGGGAGAACUGGUGGAGGCUCUUGCUGCAAUUGAAAGAAUGGAAAGUGAAGCGGCCAUGGAAACAGACCGUAGUGCUAAAGAGGUCCAAGACAAAGAUAAGCCUUUGAAGAAGCGCAAACAGGACUCUCACCCGCAGGAGCCUGGUGCAGCUGGCACAGCAGGUUCAGGCUCUGGGGCUCCAGGUGGGGGAGGAGGGGCUAACGCAGGACAUCGGCUGGCCCCACAAGAGGCCAGUGCUGCGGGCACCAGCGCUAGCCGCCCGGGUUUGCAGGUGACUUUGGAGCACGUGGGAAAGGUAGAGGACGCCUGCAUGGGCAUGCCCAUCCCUGCCAGCGAGGCCCAACGCUGGCCUCAGGAGCCACAAGAGGGCGUCACCCCCAAAGCUCUUAAGCACAAGCAUGACCACGCCCCUGAACAUGGAAAUCGUCAUGAUGACAAGCAGCCAGAUACCCCACGGCAGAAACCGAGGCCUGAGGGUUGCCACGCCGAUGCCAACACGCAGCGUGCUGCCCAGUCGGGGAGUAAUCCUGUAGAGCUUCCUCCGUGCAUGCUGGGUGACCACGCUAGUUCAGGAGCGCUUAAGAACUUUACCAUCCCCAAAAUCAGAAAAGAUGGAGGGGGAGAGAUUCCAGAAGUUUGGAAGCAGCCGUGUGUGCGGCUAGAGAGACUAGAAACUGAGACGGACAUGAAGAAAAGCGUCAAGCCAGUGGUCGUUUUGCAGAAACUCUCCAUAGAUGAAGUGCAUAGGCUCAUGAGGGAGAGGGACUCACGCAGCUCAAAGUCCAGCAAGAACAGGCUGUCCUCUGGGAGGUCUGGGAAAGGUGGUAUGGACCCAUCUGUGUUAAAGGAUCUUCCUCCUGAACUGCUGGCAGAGAUCGAGUCCACCAUGCCUCUUUGUGAGAGAGUAAAGAUGAACAAACGCAAACGCAGCACUGUUAAUGAGAGGCCUAAAUAUGCAGAGGACAGCUCAGAAGAUGAGUAUUCAUCUCGCAAACGUCAGAAGAAGGAUCGCGAUAGAUUGUGGGAGUUUGAUGAACGAGACCGAAGGAAUUUGGGAGAACACAGAAAAGGAAACUAUGAUGUGCGCAGAGGCUCGGGCAGCCGAUACGAUGACUCUGACCAAGACUCACCUCCUCCUAGCCUUAGUGAUGUUGCAAGACGAUUGAAGUCAAAAGAAAAGCAGAAGAAAAGGAAAGCUUAUGAACCCAAGCUAACACCUGAAGAAAUGAUGGACUCCUCCACUUUUAAGAGGUUCACGUUGAGCAUCGACAACAUCUUGGAGAACCUUGAGGAUGUGGACUUUACUGCUCAGGAUGAUGAUGAGAUCCCUCAGGAGUUGUUGUUGGGGAAACAGCAACUAAAUGAGUUGGGUAGUGAAUCCGCUAAGAUAAAAGCCAUGAAUGUCACCUGCAGGAUUCCCUCUGAUAAACUGGUGAAGCUAUUGAACAUCCUGGAGAAGAACAUUCUGGAUGGAGCCAAUCUUUCUACACUCAUGAACCUUGAUAAUGAGGGAGAGGAUGAGGAGCGUCUCUGGCGAGAUCUCAUCAUGGAGCGUGUGACAAAAUCAGCAGAUGCGUGUCUAACAGCCCUGAACAUCAUGACAUCAUCACACAUGCCCAAAGCCGUGUACAUUGAGGACGUUAUAGAGAGAAUUCUGCAGUACACAAAGUUCCACCUGCAGAAUACUCUUUACCCGCAGUAUGAUCCAGUCUAUAGAGUCAACCCUAAAGGAGGUUCCAUGCUCAGCUCCAAAGCAAAGCGAGCUAAGUGCUCCACUGCGAAGCAGAGAGUCAUCAUCAUGCUCUAUAACAAAGUGUGUGAUGUGGUCAGCAACAUCUCUGAACUACUGGAGAUUCAGCUAAUGACUGAUACCACCAUAUUGCAGGUCUCUUCAAUGGGCAUCACUCCGUUCUUUGUUGAGAAUGUCAGUGAGUUGCAGCUUUGUGCCAUAAAGCUGGUGACAGCGGUCUUCUCUCGUUAUGAGAAACACAGACAGUUAAUUCUGGAGGAGAUUUUUACCUCACUAGCCAGACUGCCCACCAGCAAACGCAGUCUCAGGAACUUCAGGUUGAAUAGUAGUGAUGCAGAGGGUGAGCCGGUAUAUAUUCAGAUGGUCAGUGCUCUGGUGCUGCAGUUAAUUCAGUGUGUGGUCCACUUGCCUUCUGAGAAAGACAGCUCUGAAGAUGAUCACAGGAAGGUUGAUGACGAUGUGUUCAUCACCAACUCAUAUGAGACAGCCAGACGGACGGCUCAGAACUUCCUCACUGUCUUCCUCAAAAAGUGUGGCAGUAAACAGGGUGAGGAAGACUACAGGCCGCUGUUUGAGAACUUUGUGCAGGACCUGCUGUCUACUGUCAACAAACCCGAGUGGCCCGCCUCAGAACUUUUGCUGAGCCUGCUGGGCAGAUUACUGGUGCACCAGUUUAGUAACAAGCAGACCGAGAUGGCACUGCGGGUGGCAUCAUUAGACUAUCUGGGCACUGUAGCAGCCAGACUAAGGAAGGAUUCCGUCACCAGCAGAAUGGACCAGAAAGCCAUCGACUGCAUCGUCAGAGAGAGUUCAGAGGGAGAUGAGACCCAGCGACUGCAGAAAGCUCUGCUGAACUAUAUGGAUGAGAAUGCUGAGACAGACCCUGCUCUCACAUUUGCACGCAAGUUUUGCAUCGCUCAGUGGUUCAGAGACUGCACUACGGAGGCUGAGAAGGCCAUUAGGAAUCAGAAUCAAAAGGAGGAUGACUCGGAUAGCACACUGCACGCCAAAGAGCUCCAGGCCACCGGUGACAUCAUGCAGCGGGCUGAAACUCGCAAGAAAUUCCUCCACACCGUCAUUAAAUCAACUCCCAAUCAAUUUACUACACUCAGGAUGAAUUCAGACACCGUGGACUAUGAGGAUGCCUGCCUUAUCGUACGCUAUCUGGCCUCCACCAGACCAUUCUCUCAGAGUUUUGACAUCUACCUGACACAGAUUCUGAGAGUUUUAGGGGAGAACGCUAUAGCUGUCCGGACCAAAGCCAUGAAGUGUCUGUCUGAGGUGGUGGCUGUGGAUCCCAGUAUACUGGCCAGGUCUGACAUGCAACGUGGUGUUCACGGGCGGUUGAUGGAUAACUCCACCAGUGUGAGGGAAGCAGCUGUCGAGCUGUUGGGACGGUUUGUGUUGAGUCGGCCUCAGCUGACAGAGCAGUACUAUGACAUGCUCAUUGAGAGGAUACUGGACACCGGUAUCAGUGUGAGAAAGAGAGUGAUCAAGAUUCUUAGAGACAUCUGUUUAGAGCAGCCCAACUUUAGUAAGAUUACUGAGAUGUGUGUGAAGAUGAUCCGCAGGGUCAAUGAUGAGGAAGGCAUCAAGAAACUGGUGAAUGAAACAUUCCAGAAGUUGUGGUUUACGCCCACAGCCAACCACGACAAGGAGACCAUGAACAGGAAGAUUCUCAACAUCACUGAUGUGGUCGCUGCCUGUAGAGACACUGGCUAUGACUGGUUCGAGCAGCUCCUGCAGAACCUGUUGAAGUCAGAGGAGGACUCGUCCUAUAAGCCAACCAGGAAAGCCUGUGUGCAGUUAGUUGACAAUCUUGUGGAGUACAUCCUCAAAUAUGAGGAGGCACUUGCAGAGCAUAAGAGUGUGAACUCCACACGGUUGGUUGCGUGCAUCACUACACUCUAUCUGUUCAGUAAAAUCAGAGCGCAGCUGAUGGUAAAGCAUGCUAUGACUAUGCAGCCCUACCUCACCACCAAGUGCAGUUCUCAGAGUGACUUCAUGGUGAUUUGUAAUGUCGCUAAGAUCCUGGAACUGGUAGUUCCUCUGAUGGAUCACCCGAGCGAGAACUUCCUGACCACCAUUGAAGAAGACCUGAUGAAGCUCAUCUUAAAAUAUGGCAUGACUGUUGUCCAGUACUGUGUUAGUUGUUUGGGUGCGAUAGUGAAUAAAGUGACCCGUAAUUAUAAGUUUGUAUGGGCCUGUUUUAACCGUUAUUAUGGGGCUUUGACUAAGCUGAAGGUCCAGCAUCAGGAGGGCACGAACAGCAUGGCACUGGCUGCCACUAAAGCAGCACUGCUCAGAUCUCUUUUCACCGUGGGAGCUCUCUGCAGGCACUUUGACUUUGAUUUUGAGCAGUUCAAGGGCACCACUAAGGUUGUGAUAAAGGAGAAGGUUCUGGAACUAUUGCUGCAUUUUACCAAUCAUGAGGAUGAGGAAGUCAGGUGCAAAGCCAUCAUAGGACUGGGGUUCCUGUUCAUCAUGCACCCGAGUCAGAUGUUUGUUCCAGAGGUGAAAUCUCUGUAUAACGGCCUGCUUUCUGAUAAGAGGUGCUCCAUCACGCUUAAGAUCCAGGUGCUGAAGAACCUGCAGAUGUACCUGCAGGAGGAGGAUACGCGUAUGCAGGAGGCGGACAGAGAGUGGCAGAAAAUGUCAAAGCAGGAGGAUCUGAAGGAGAUGGGUGACAUCUCCUCUGGUAUGAGCAGUUCCAUCAUGCAGCUCUAUUUGAAGCAGGUGCUGGAGUGUUUCUUCCACACUCAGUCCAGUGUGCGACACUUUGCCCUCAAUGUCAUCGCGCUGACCCUAAGCCAGGGGCUCAUACACCCCGUACAGUGUGUGCCAUAUCUGAUUGCCAUGGGGACGGACCCAGAGCCUACCAUGAGGAACAAAGCAGACCAGCAGCUGGUGGAGAUUGAUAAGAAGUACACUGGAUUUAUCCAUAUGAAGGCAGUAGCAGGUAUGAAGAUGUCAUACCAAGUGCAGCAGGCUGUCUUGGGCUCAGCCGGAUCUGUGAUCCGUGGGUUCCGUCAAGAUGAGUCCAAUUCUGCUCAAUGUUCCCACCUCUACAGCAUGGUCCGUGCAAACAGGCAACACCGAAGAGCGUUCCUCAUCUCGCUGCUCAAUCUCUUCGACGACAGCUCGAAGAUGGAGGUGAACAUGCUGUUGUUCAUUGCUGAUAAUCUGGCAUACUUCCCCUAUCAAACUCAGGAGGAGCCGCUGUUCAUCAUGCAUCAUAUAGAUAUCACACUGUCUGUGUCAGGCAGCAAUCUGCUACAAACGUUUAAAGAGUCUCUCAUUAGGAUUCCAGGCAGAAAGAGCAAGAAGAGGAGACGGGGGCGACAGAGGCAACAGAACGGUUCGGAGAAGGAGAGAGGAUGUCAAGAGGAGAGAGAAAGAAACAGCGGAGAUGAAGAGGAUGUGGAUUAUGAGGAGGAUGAGGAGGGGCAGCGGGUGAGGAAGCCUAAACCUGUGGAGGAAGCCGGGGUGACUGUUUCAGAUUCUGAUUCUGACCUUGAUGAUGCCGAUGCUGUCAUGGAGCGUCUCCCUGAUGACACAUCAUCUCUCCUGGACUUUGCUCGAGCAUCACAGGGCAUACUGUUACUGCUGGUGCUCAAACAACACCUCAAGAACCUCUACGGUUUCUCUGACAGUAAAAUUCAGAAAUACUCUCCCACGGAGUCAGCAAAGGUAUACGAUAAGGCCGUGAACAGAAAGAUGUCGGUCCACUUCAGUCCAAGGCAGACUAUCGACUUCCUUCACAACGAUGACGUUCACGAUGGGGUGACUUACGAGCUGAAGAGGAAGAUCGUCAAACAGUACCUCGAUUUUAAGUUGCUGAUGGAGCACCUGGACCCUGAUGAAGAGGAUGAGGAGGGAGAGACGAGUGCAAACGUGAGGAAUAAAGCCAUCACUGCACUGCUGGGGGGAGCAGCAAGCCCCAGAAACCACCACACAGCCGACUCAGAGGAUGAGGAGAGCGACGGAGAGGAGAGGACACCGGGGGCAUCUCGGCGUGGAAGGCGCGCGGGAGACUCAGGGGACCUGCUGUUGGCAAACAUGAGCGAGUCUGUCAGCGCACUCGAUAUAAUCGCCAUCCACUGCCCCAAAUACAAAGACCGGCCGCAGAUAGCACGCGUGAUCCAGCGGAACAGCGACAGUUACAGCAUCCACUGGAUGGCGGGCUCGUACUCCAGCCCCUGGGCUGAGGCAAAGCGCCGUGACGGACGCAAGCUGGUGCCUUGGGUGGACACCAUCAAAGAGACUGAUAUAAUCUAUAAAAAAAUUACACUCACUAGUGGCAACAAGCUCAACCACAAAGUUGCUCAGACUCUACGUGCACUCUACGCUGCCAAGGACAGGAACUCCAGCUAAUAAUACAUACAAACACACACACCUCCCAUCUCCAACACCAUCUCUCUCCAUAUACCAUCUUGCCUAUCAGCCAAAUAUCUCCUGGGUCAUCGUCAGCCAAACACACACACAAACCCAAGCGGCUAUUCUACACUAAAGACUCUUUCUCUCUCUGAUGCACUCUGGGUCUUAUGGUAACAUUUUGCCCUCCAGCAGAAAGACGCCGCGCCAGGGUGCAUCAUCGUAUCACAGGAAUAAAAUGUUUGGAGAAACAUUGUAUGGGUGCUCCUUCGCUGUUGUGCAGCAGAUUUCUGGUUGUUUGAUUUCUACUCCCAGUGUAUCAUAGUUUAACAUAAAAAUAUUGUUUAUAUCUAUAAAAGAAAUUUAAAUAUAUACUGAAUGUUGAAAGAAUUAGUUUGUUGAUGUUUUUACUUUUUUCUCUUUUUUUUGGAUUUCUAAGAGUCAAACGGCUUUCUAUAGCUUAGCUCCUUUACUGGCUGAUGAAAAUUCUUUCUGUUAAGCUGUUUGUCCAUUUUGUACGAUAGCACCGUGUGGCUGUAAUUUAUUGUGUAUAGCAUGCAGUGUCUGUGAGGAGGGCUGUGUUGAAGGAGAUUUUGCGAUAACAGGUCGCCCUGCUCAGCAUAAAGGGACCCACAUGCCUCUGAUGGAACAAAUACUGCAAUAAAUUUUCUACUUCUCUUA